Maylandia zebra (zebra mbuna) is the source of this 1293-nucleotide messenger RNA. The record is from RefSeq and is a predicted model, not a curated record. Lineage: Eukaryota; Metazoa; Chordata; Actinopteri; Cichliformes; Cichlidae.
AAUACGGGACGUGUACUUUUGUUUCUAAAUACGGGACGAUUCCGUUUUUUAAGGGACGGUUGGCAACCCUAUCCCUGAGUGAACACGGUGUACAGAUGGGUACAGACAGCAGCCUCAGAGCACCCAUCUAAUAUGGAGACUACAAAGGCAGACAGCAGGCGCAAUCCUUUGGCCACUGCCAGCUUUUUUUCAAGGGUCUUUUUGUGUUGGUUAAACCCCCUGUUACAGCUUGGCCAAAAACACAGGCUCGAGAAAGGUGACAUGUACAGUGUCCUUCCGGAGGAUCGGUCUGAAACCCUGGGAGAGGAGCUGCAGAGAUGUUGGAACGAGGAAGUAAAAAAGGCUUCAAAGGAACUAUGGAAGCCGCAGCUCUCCAGGGUUCUUAUAAAGUGCUAUGGAAAGUCCUAUGCAUUAGCCGGCCUAUUUGAAUUUUUUCUGGAGGCAAUCAAAGUGAUCCAGCCACUUCUUCUGGGAAAAAUAAUCCUUUUCUUUGAGAAUUAUCACCCAGAUGAUCAGAGGAGUCUUUGCAUGGCGUAUGUUUACGCUGCUGCGAUGUCCAUCUCCACGUUUGGACUGACUAUCCUCCAACAUCUCUACUACUAUCAUGUCCAAAGAACAGGCAUGAGGAUUAGAGUGGCUAUGUGUCACAUGAUCUACAGGAAGGCUCUUGGUCUCAGCACUGAAUCCAUCGGACGAACAACCACCGGUCAAAUAGUGAACCUACUUUCAAAUGAUGUUAAUCAUUUUGAUGAGAUUACACUCAGACUGCACUACUUGUGGGCGGGACCUCUGCAAGCAAUGGUGAUCAUCGUUUUCCUUUGGUAUGAGAUCGGCCCCUCGUGCCUGGCAGGUGUGGCAACAAUUGCAGUUAUGAUGCCGAUACAGACCUGGUUUGGAAAACUCUUCGGCAUCUUCAGGAGCAAAACAGCAGUCCUUACUGACAGCAGAAUCCGUAUCAUGAAUGAAGUGGUGUCUGGCAUAAGGAUAAUCAAGAUGUAUGUCUGGGAGAAAUGGUUCUCAGCCCUGGUGACUGAAGUUAGAAAGAAAGAAAUCAGUCGGAUAUUAAAGAGCUCCUACCUACGAGGACUCAACAUGGCUUCCUUCUUUGCCAGCAGCAAGCUCAUAAUCUUUGUUACCUUCACGGUCUACACUCUUUUGGGGAACACCAUGACUGCCAGCCAGGUGUUUGUCACCAUGUCCCUGUAUGGUACAAUUAAGGUCACCCUGACCCUGUUCUUUCCUCUGGCCAUUGAGAAGUUGUCAGAGACUAUAGUGAGCAUUCGCAGGAUUAAG